Entrophospora candida is the source of this 6096-nucleotide messenger RNA. NCBI's taxonomy places the organism in Eukaryota, Fungi, Glomeromycota, Glomeromycetes, Entrophosporales, Entrophosporaceae. The record is from the annotation of a GenBank genome assembly.
AUGUCAAGAAGAGACCAUAAUCCUAACAAUUACCGAAAUUUUGACAGAAAUAGCCGUGGUGGUCGUGGUAGUCGUGGUAAUAAUAGGGGUGGCAGACAUAACAAUCAACAACGUUUUAGCGCGCCCAUUUCGCCGCGAGAUGUUGAGAAUAGACAAAUUGAAACAUUAAACCAAAAUUUUGGUUCUUCCGAAUUAUCGUAUCGAGGAAGUGAACCUAUUGUAUUCAUUAAAUCUAGUUAUGAAUUAGACGGGCUUUGGAAAAAUUAUAUAAAAAAGAAAUUCAAUGAUCAACAUCAAAUCAGACGGUUCAUUAGUUCUUGUCUUCUUACAGCUAAUAAAAAAGCUGGUCAUGAUGUCGAAAAAUUAAUUUCUGAAUUAGGAAACAAUGAUGGAUUAUUGCAAAGAAUAAGAGAAAUAUUAGAAUAUGAAGUAUCUGUUGAUGCUGGUGUUCAAGCUAAUGUAGCAUCAUUUCAACGCGUCAUUUUACCAUUUAUUGCUUUAUUAAUACGUUCAGCUAUUAUUGAUAGUGUUUUAGAAACAAAUGUUCAUGCAGUUUAUUACUUGAUCUAUAAUAAUUUGGAUUCGUUCCUUUUACAAAAAGUUAUUCCAAUGUUAGACAUCAUUGUUCAGAGAAAUUCAAUAGCAGAUAAUCAUACGAGUCAAAAUAAAUUAUUGGAAGAUGACGCUAUCUCUUUUAUUCCAAUUUCAAUUGGCCAAUUCUUCUUGACUUUAGUAAGAUUUAUUAAUGAAUUAUUAACCCGUGUUAAAGAAGCAUCAAUAAAUGAGUCAAUGUAUAAAGUGAUAGAAAGAUUGGAAAAUCUCAAAACAUCAUGGAAAAAUUCUUUCAAUAAUAGAGUUACAAACGAACAAAAUGACCCAUUAAACUCAAAUGAAGAAGGACGUGAAUACUUCUUUGAGAUCCUAGAUCAAGAAUUCAAUAACAUAAAAAAACAUUUAAAAAUUCAAGGGGGAAAAACAAGUAACUUACAAAAAACUUCAUCAGAAUCAAAAUCUUCAUCACAAUUAUAUAAAGGAUGUGGAGAGUUUGCAGCUUUAAAAAGAGAUUAUGAUCCACCAGGAACUUUGUCAAAGCUUGGACCUCGUCAUGAUAAUGAUUUUGAAGAAUUCACCAAGAUUCUAAUUGUUCCUACAAAAGAUGAAAUUCUUUGUAAACGCAAACCUUUCAUCCCGACAUUUAACAUUCCUAGAAGUUUAGAAUUAUAUUGGAUUCAAGAUAAUGCCACAAGACUUUUAGAUGCUCAAUUUAGAUUACUUCGUGAAGACAUGCUUUGUCCUAUUAAAAAUGGUAUAACUCAUUUUUUAAAUUUUAUGUCUGAUAAAAAAGCUGAAAAUCAAACAAAAAUCAAACAAUACCAUAAUGAUGGUGGUAAAUUUAAACAUAAUGAUGGUGGAUUACAUGUUUAUUCCAAUAUCAUGUUUGAAAAUAUUCCAGUUGAUAAACACCGUGGUUUCAUACUCAAAGUUUCCUUUAAACAGCCACACAUGAGAUCAAAAAACAAAGAGAGUCGAAAACUGUAUUGGAAAAAAUCUAAUAAAUUGAUGAAUGGAAGUUUGAUAUGUUUAUUAUUGCCAGCAAAUGAACAAGCAAGUUUUCAAAAGAUCAAUGAUCAGUAUUCAUUUUUUUUUGGAAUUGUAGCAUCAAGAGAUGAAACAGAUUUGUGCAAAGAACGAGCAGAAAUUGGAAUUGAAUUUAUGGAUAAUUCUGUUUACCCAGUUGCCAUCAGACAAUUGUUUUCAAAACAUGACAAAAGAAAUAAUUUUACCUCUUCAAAUUUUAUGGUGGAAUCUGCCGGAGUAUACUUUGAAUCAUAUUAUCAUGUUCUUAAGACUAUCCAGAGUACAAACCCAUCCACAUUACCAUUCAUACAAUAUCUAGCACCAACCAUAAAUGAUGAUAAAUCAAUUGGUGUCCAAGCUCCUGUUUAUGCGAGAGCGCCAAAUUUUUAUUUUGAUUUAUCAAUUUUGCUUGAUGAUAAAAGCAAGAGACUUUACUUAAAUGUUAACGACGUUAAUUCUUAUCAAAAUGUUAUCAAGGAACUUCAAUCAAACAGCCAAUUGGAUGAUACUCAAGCUAAAGCCUUGGUUUUAUCACUUUGCCAUGAGAUUGCAUUAAUUCAAGGUCCGCCUGGAACAGGGAAAACAUUUGUUGGUGUAGAGCUAAUGAAAGUUCUUCUUUCACGUGAAAAUCAUACUAAAGGAAAAUUUGGCAGUCGUUCCAAAUCAGACAGAAUAAGACAAUAUAAUAUUGAAGAAUUAUACCAUAUGAAUAAAUUUAGACCACUUUCAUCCUAUGAAUUAAAAGAAAGACUUGGAAAAAUUAAAAUAAAAGUAGAAGACCUUCAGAUGAAAUUGACUUAUAAACAACUCAUGUGGCAUAAUAUUUCCAGAUAUUUAAGGCAAAAUUUUCCAAUGAUAGUCGGUAAAAAAAAAUCUAAAAAUAAAGAUAAUAAAGAUAAGAGCAUCUUUGGACAAUGGUUAGCUGGUCGAGACAUAGAUAAUGCAAAAAGUUGGGAAGAUUAUGACGAUUAUGAAAAUGAUUAUGAAACUUUUAUUGAUCCAGAGUUAAAAGAAUUUAUUUCAUGCUGGAAAGAACCAAAAGGUGACAGACCAAUUGAAGAAUUGAUUAAAGAGGCUAAUGUGUGGAAAAUGUCAAUUAUUGAACGUACCAAGUUACAUGAUUUUUGGUUAGAUCGUUUACAUGAUCAUUGGAUAGAUUUACUUUAUCGAUAUAAAAAAAGUUAUGAAGGAUUUGCAAAACAGGUUGAUGAAAUAUAUAAUCAGAAUCGGCGUAGAAUUUUGGUUAAUUGUCAAGUUAUAGGUAUGACCACCAAUGGAGCAGCUAAAUUUCAAUCACUGAUCCGAUCCAUAUCACCCAGAAUAAUAAUUUGUGAAGAAGCUGGCGAAGUACUUGAAGCACAUAUAUUAAGUUCUUUAUCACCUUAUACUCAACACCUAAUAUUAAUUGGUGACCAUCAACAAUUACGACCACAUUGUGCUACUUAUGAUUUAUCAGUUGAAUCAGCGAUAGGCAAGCCUUAUGGAUUGGAUAUAAGUCUUUUUGAAAGACUUGUUGAAGGUGGUAAUGCAAUGAAAUUAGAGAAAUGUCAAUUGACAACACAAAGACGUAUGAGAGCAAUGGAAAUAUCAGAUCUUAUCAGAAAUACAUUAUAUCCAGGUUUAAUUGACAGUGAACAUACAUUUAAUUAUGAAAAAGUCCGAGGAACACCCCAUAAUGUUUAUUUCAUCAAUCAUCGCUAUCAAGAAGACAGGAAUGUUAGUGAGCAUGCAUUACAAUCUCAUUCCAAUCAAUAUGAGGUUAAUAUGGUUGUUGAAAUGGUGAAAUAUUUUAUUAAAAAUGGGUAUAAAAAACCAGGUGAUAUUGCAGUUUUGACACCAUACCUUGGACAAUUGAUGAAGCUUCGAGACGCCUUGUCUGAAUCUAUUACGGUGGUUAUUGAUGAUCGUGAUAGACAAAACAUUGAAGAUUUUACUGAAGAUGGUGAAGAUGGUAAGGAUGACAGCGAUAGUCAGAAAUUAGAUGAUAAUGGCAACAAUAGUAAUGAUUUUGGCGGGAACAAUGUUGAAAUUAUUAAAACAAACUUAAACCAACAGGUUAUAUUAAGAACUGUUGAUAAUUUUCAAGGUGAAGAGGCAGACAUAGUUAUCAUAUCACUUGUUCGGAAUUCUUUGGAUGCAGAAGAUGAAAAAUUUGUCGCCAACAGCAAAACUUUAAAAGAUCAUAAUCAAAGAGAGACUAUUGGAUUUUUAAAUAUAUAUAAUCGUACAAAUGUUUUGUUGUCUCGUGCAAGACAUGGCAUGUAUUUAUUUGGUAAUUCUGAGUUAAUGUCAAGAAAAUCACCAAAAAUGUGGAGACCAGUUAUUGACAUGUUGAAACAACGAAAUCCACCACAAGUUGGAUUUGGGUUUCCUAUAGCAUGUGAUAAUCACUCUGAACAUGUUAAUAUUAUUACUGAAGCUUAUCAAUUUGAGAAUGUUUCACCUGAUGGAGGAUGUCGUCUACCUUGCACACAUAAAUUACCUUGUGGUCAUGCAUGCCCAUUAAAAUGUCAUUCUGAUAAUUCAAGACACUCUAUAAUGUUUUGUGAAAAGAAAUGUUCAAGAUUAUACCCUGGAUGUAGACAUCCAUGUGAUAAACUUUGUGGAGAUGAUUGUGGAAAGUGUAUGUUCCCUAUUGAUGAUUUGAUAUUACCAUGUGGGCAUAUUUAUGAGAAUCCAAGGUGUCAUGAAGUUUCUGAUUUAUCUAAUAUAAAAUGUCGAAAAAUUGUUAAACAUGUUUUGCCAAAUUGUGGACAUGAACAUUCGAUGAUGUGCUUUUUACCAGUUGAUUCAUAUAAAUGUAGAGAAUUAUGUAAAGGGAAUUUACCUUGUGGGCAUGUUUGUAAGUCAUUUUGUUCACAAUGUGUAGGAAAAUCAAUUAAAAUUAAUGACCAAGCUGAGUUAGAUUCAAAUGGUUUUGUUGUGAAAACAAAACAUGAAUCAUGUAGAGAACUUUGCAAUAAAAUGUUAAAGUGUGGGCAUGUUUGUAGAGAAAUUUGCCAUAUUGGAAAAGAAUGCGGAAAUUGUAGACAACUUUGUGGUCUUGGGUGUUCACAUAUUAGGUGCAGAGAAUAUUGUAAUGAGCCAUGUAAAAUUUGUUGGGGAAAAUGUGAUUGGUAUUGUGAACAUCAAGGAAAUUGUGAAUCAUUAUGUUCAUUGCCUUGUUCACGUUUACCUUGUGAUAUGAAAUGUAGAAAGAAGUUGGAAUGUGGGCAUGAUUGUAAUGGCGUUUGCGGUGAAGUUUGUCCCAGUAAAAAAUAUUGCAUAAUGUGCGCAUCUAAUGAUGUCAAAAAACAAGUUGUUGAUGACGAUAAAAAAUUCGAGGAGAUUGAUUGGAAUGUUAAUAAUAUGAUUGUGCUAGAAUGUGGUCAUGUCUUUACAAUGAAAAUGAUGGAUGAAAUUAUGAAAAUUCAAAAAUAUUAUAAUAAAUAUUUAGAUCAAUGGAAAUCGACUAAUUCAUUUAUUACAGAACCAGAGCAUCUAGAACCUUGUCCAAAUUGUCAAUAUCCUAUUAAGAAUGUACGUAGAUAUGGUAGAAUUAUUAAAAAAUCUAUAAUCAAUUUACAAAGAAAAAAUUAUUUGCCCAAAUGGACCCAUCAGUUUAAGAGCAUUAGUGGAAAUUUUAAUGGUCUUUACAAUAAUUUAAAAUCAAACGAAAAAGGAUUUUUAAGAACUUUGCAAAAUGUUAUUAGAAAUCAUGAUAAUCAGUACUACACUAAAAAAACAAAAGGCACCAACUCUUUUAUUGUCCAAGCUUUUGAAUUACGAAAUUUAAAAAAUUUAUACGAUAUUCCCAUUAAAUAUCAAAAAUUAUGGAGAAAACAUAUUAAUUCAUAUUUAAAUAAUUAUGAAAACCUAUACAAGUUUAUAUCCGAGAGAAGAUUUUCACCUCAUAUAAAUGCUUUCUUUCAUUCAUUAAAUGAAAUAUGUAAAUCCAAAUAUGGAAUGACAUUGACGGAUAAAUUUGGAAAAUUUUCUGUAGAUGAACAUGGAUCUAAUGCUUCAAGAAAUAGGGAAGAUUUGCAAUUGAUUGUUCAAAUGAUAGGUGGAAAUUCUAUAUUGAAAACGGAUAAAAGUUUCUACGUUGAUACAUUGUUUACACUUUUUGAUGUUCAAAAAACUAUGCUUAAUGAAAUUAAUAGAACGAAUGAUUACACGCUUCAAUUGGAGAAAGAUGAAAUUAUAAAAAAUUUGAGCGAGAUCAAUAAGAAAUGUACAACUAUCAAAGAUUCCAAGCCUGUUAGUUUUGUCACCAGGAAAGCAGAAAAAGUUUGUAAAGAUAAUGAAACUUAUGAAAAACUUAUUAACCAAGAGGUAUUUGAAGAAAUAGGAGAUCUUAAUACAAUAUUAAAGAAACUUUUUAAAGAAGAAUUUACAAGUAUAUUAGCUAUUGAACGUGGCUCUAAAAUCAAAUUUGCUGGAAUGAUUGAUGACGACAACGACGAGGAUGAGGAUUUUGAUAAAGAAUUGCUUAAUAACGAACCCAUUGUAAUUCCUGAUGAAGAUCUUGAGGAUAUU